This is a messenger RNA of Striga hermonthica, 418 nucleotides long. The record is from the annotation of a GenBank genome assembly. Lineage: Eukaryota; Viridiplantae; Streptophyta; Magnoliopsida; Lamiales; Orobanchaceae.
UUUGAAAUAGAGGCGCCCACCGAUAUCAUGGACUCGAAGCCUAUUGGACUCACCGAGCUUAAGGCGGGGAAAAUCAUACUUAAUCACACUACUUUGUGCCCCCAAUCGGACCGAAAGUGCGUGCAAUCAUACUUCAACAAUGUGGGGAAGAAAGGAGAAGUUCCCGAGAUGUCUACUGGCACCCGGCUGGUUAUUACUCUUCCCCCAUAUGAGCACCCAAUCACCGUCGUGAUGAAGAAGCUUGAUGAGAUCCGAUCAUCUAUGAUCGACGAGAUUGCUCGAUGGGGAACCCGGAUAGAUGCUCGAUUGGACACCAUGGAUGGCCGUAUUACCAUGCUUGAUACUCGACUCUCGACUUACAUAGACUCUCGAAACGUUGACCACACUCCUCUCUUGACUUCUCAUAUCGAGGAGCCCG